CGCAGCGUCAGCAAGAACAGCAUGUUCCACGUGAUGGCUAAGCUUGUGCUGAUGUUUAGCUUUCUGCUGGUCAAUUCGCUGGCACUUCCAGUCACAGAAAACGCACACGGACUUGGGGCAGUUCUCAGCAACAUCGCACACAGUUUUGUGGUAGUUAACGAGGAGAUUGAACGGCCCAACAGCACCCACGUGCAAUCGGACGAACCCGCUGCCCUUCACUUGGAGUCUGCUAAUGUUUUACCAUCGCUCCUGCAUAUUGCACUAAAGCCCGAGGAGCAGCACAUCAAGGCUGAAACGCAAGACUUGGUGUACACGAAUGACACCGAUGCACAAGGUGUUGUCAAGAUCACGCUGCUGUCUAUCACGGAAGAGGGCUCAUCGGAGGAAGCUAGCACUACGGAGCUACCAGACGAUGUGACCACAGAAGAAUCAACCUCAGAGAAGGAGGAGCCAACUACGAUCGUAACUAGCAGUUCUAGCACUCCGGCCACAGCAUCUACCAAGCCGACAUCAGUCCUCACCGUUCUUGGAAGCGACCAAGUUGACAAGGACAAAGAGGAGGAAAUCAAGGAAAACAUUAAGGAAGUGGAGGCCAUGCCAGUGAUUCUAACCGUCGGGGUGUAGCAAUGACCGUUGGUUACUACAAAACGCUACGAAAUACAA
This is a messenger RNA of Anopheles nili, 663 nucleotides long. RefSeq lists its product as uncharacterized. NCBI's taxonomy places the organism in Eukaryota, Metazoa, Arthropoda, Insecta, Diptera, Culicidae. The transcript is spliced from 2 exons. The record is from RefSeq and is a predicted model, not a curated record. Bases 22 to 624 code for a protein of 200 amino acids.